AUGCAUGCAGAUUCAUUUCUAACCACCAAAUAUACUAGUUUUAACCGUUCUUUACACAAAACUAGAUCUUAUUCCUUUUAACACCAUUCAGUGGAUAAUGCUCGUCCAAAUCUAGCAUAAAAGAAGGAAAUUGAAAAUAAUAGACAAUAACAUCAUAGCGUCAAUAUCUUAUAACAAAUCCCUCAGAAUAUCUCAAUCAUAACUCUCUUUUCAAAGCCGAUCGUUGAGUAACUAUUGUUGAGAUAAUCUGAUUUAUAUAUGAAAUAAUUUAAGAUCUAAUUAAGUUUAAUCCUUGAUUAAGGCAAUUUGUAAUAAUUUCAGGCACUCAUCUGUAUGACUGCAGAUAUUUUACUCAAAAUUAAGGAUUUUAAUAAUGCCUGUUAUUACUAUAAUUAAUAUAGAAUUUUAAAUACCCUAACCAAAAAUCACUCAGAGAAGGCAGUGUCAUUUAUAGGAUUGGCAAAUUGUGCAACUGAAGUCAAAAUGAACAAAGAAGCAUUAUUAUUAUUGAAAAAAGGACUUCAAUACUCAUGGUUAUGUAAGGAACAUGAAAUUUAAAUAUACGAAAGAAUGGCUAUAAACUAUUAUUAUUUAGGAUAAAUUGAGGAUUAAUUGUAUUUCCAUGAAAGAGGCUUGCUUGGCGUAUUUGAAGCAGAAGAAUCACCAAUUAAGAAAUUCAGUUGUGAAGCUUUAAGAGAUCAAAUAAGGAAGAAUGUAAUUGAAAUUAAAACUCUUUGUCCUUAAUUAUUGAAUUAUUUGAAUCUUCCCAUUUUGUCUGAAAAUGAAUUAAACAAUAAAAGCCAAAAUUGCAUAAGAAGAUCUCAUACAAAAAAAUAGAUUAUCUAUACAGCUUAAGAAUAAUUAGAAGUUAUUCUAAGAAAUUGCGAUGAAUUUUAAUUCCAGAUUAAUACUCCAAGAUAUUAAAGAUUAAUUUAAUAUGAAUCUCAAAAAAAAUAAACUGAUGAAUUUCGUCACCCUCUAAUAACAAAAACAUCAUAUUCAAAAGAAAAAAGAGUUUAUGAUAUAACAGAUUCAACAAUUUAUAAAUUGCCAUUUGAAAUGUAAGUAAACAAUAGAAUUCAGCAUCCUUAUAUAUUUGAAGAUAUAAAUUCUAAGAUGUAUAAGUAAUUAAGAACAAGAAAUCCAAAUCAAAAGUUUGGUUUAAGAAACAAAGUUCUGCUGAAUCAUCAAAAUAGAGAAGACUUCCAUUAUUAGAAGAAUGGAGCUUGUCUAUAUAGAUAGAUUUAAGCUAUUUUUAAGAGGUAUGCUCAUUUAUUUACUUGA
Paramecium tetraurelia is the source of this 1284-nucleotide messenger RNA. RefSeq lists its product as uncharacterized. Lineage: Eukaryota; Ciliophora; Oligohymenophorea; Peniculida; Parameciidae. The transcript is spliced from 3 exons. Gene Ontology annotation, molecular function: protein binding. The record is from RefSeq and is a predicted model, not a curated record.